AACGGGUGAAGCUCGAGUUUGUGUCCACGUACUUCGGAACGGCACGUGAGUGCGAGCCCACUUUGUGCAACGACGAGUGCGGCGAGACCGCCAUCCAAGUGCGCGGCAAGACCGCACUCAUGGCAGCCAAUGGCCACCAGCAGAAGCGCUUGCAGCAGGCGCAGCAGUGGCUAAGCAAGUGGUGCACCAACCCCAGGACGGGUGAGCGUUGGUGGAACCAUCCAGACAAGAAGGAGUGCGGGUCCUGCGAGCAGUCCAAGGGCCUCGUCUUCUUCGGCCCGAGGGAGCAACCCGCAGGCAGCGCCCCUUCGGUCUCCGUCAAGAAGGUCGGCAACGAACGCAAGGCAGCAGCAGAGGCCGAGCGUUCUAAGGCCGCCCUCCAGGAAAAUAAUCGCGAGAUCGCCAAGGUCAAGCAGCUGCUGGCCAUCGGGAACCCUCCGGACCCUGUGCUGGUUAUGGCGAAGCAGGACAUGCUCCAGCAGCAGGCCACGCUCCGAGCGAAGGUGCUGGCCGACAAACCCAUAGGGACGAAGCUGCACCUCCUCACCAAUCGGUCCUCCGCGCUCGAGAAGAAGCGGGAGCGCCAGCAAGCAGCCACCACCAAGCUCAAGGAGAAGCUGGCGGAGGUCGAGGCUGCGAGGGCCAUGCCGGCCGCGCAGGCGCUUCAACCUGCGCAGGGAGUCCACUCGCUCCGAGCCGCGGUCCCGUGCAUCGACAUGGACGUCGUCGGCAAGCUCCUCGCUGGGGUUGGUGCCGACGACAACCUGGCCAAGAGCGUCUCCGCCAACUUCGAGGAGCUGCGCAGGCUGGAGCGCGCCGCCGCCGAGCGCGCCGCGGGCAGCGCUGCCGCCUCUGGCGAAACUGCCCCAG
Messenger RNA from Prorocentrum cordatum, 870 nucleotides. NCBI's taxonomy places the organism in Eukaryota, Dinophyceae, Prorocentrales, Prorocentraceae. The record is from the annotation of a GenBank genome assembly.